Molecule: messenger RNA, 1464 nt
Organism: Gallus gallus (chicken)
Lineage: Eukaryota; Metazoa; Chordata; Aves; Galliformes; Phasianidae
Gene: C2CD4A
Product: C2 calcium dependent domain containing 4A
Exons: 2
Coding region: 86-1381 (431 amino acids)
Source: RefSeq, a predicted model, not a curated record
GGAUGUGGAGUGCCGCUGGAAGCCGGCAAGGUAGAUUUGCUUUCUCGGCUCUUCCCCUUUGCGGACCUCCCGUCUGGGUGCAGUGAUGUGGUUCUUGGACAAGAUCAGAGCGUCGCAGGGAAGCGGGAACCUCCCACGUGCCUCCUUCCUGGGCCUGCCACCCAGCCAACACCUGCUAGAAAAAGCCCGCCUGGGGGCUGCUGCUUUUCCCAACGUGCUCACCCCAGACAGGAUCCCGGAAUUCUGCAUCCCCCCCCGGCUGAGCACUGCUGCUCCUGCUCAGGGCCCCGGCUCCCGCCAGCGCCACGGUUCAGGGGAUGCACAUCUCAGUUCCUCUGACCACAGCACCAGCUCUUCUUUGCCCCACUUCAUCCAGGUGGAAAGUGCUGAAGAGAUCCCAGCGCUGGAGGAAGAAGGCACCAACUCAGACCCGCAGUCCCAAGCAGCGCUCUCCCUGCCUCACUUUCCCAGAGCUCCCACUUCCUAUGGCUUCUGCACUUUGCUGGAGAGUCCCCACACCAGGAGAAAGGAAUCCAUCUUCCACGGUGACACAUGCGGGGCUCUGCCCAGCCUGACGCUGCCUCGAUCCAGAGCUAACACAUUCGGUGGCAAAGGGAGCACGUCCAAUCCCAUUGCUAUCAGCUUCACUUCGGUAAGGCUGCCUCCCAGGCACCUGCACAGGCAGGGCGCUUGCGACAGCGACACUGCCUCCUCCAGCGACUCCUCUCCUUUCAGCUCCCCGCUUCUCAGCAGAUCGCCUCCCAGAUCCUGCUCCUUGAUGAAGGCACGAAGUCAGGAAGGAUUGCUCUGCCGAGCACUGAAAGCCAAGAACAAAUCUGGCAUGGCCAGGAAUAAUUCUCUGUCUACAGAGGAGAGUAGCUCCAGUGAUAACAGCCCCAGUGCCACCAGACGGGCCUCGGAGGGGCUGCUUGCCGCACAGAGCUGCAGUGUGUCUUGUUCUCCCCUUUUUCCCCUGGACUUUGCCCAUGGCCGGCAGAGAAUGGUGGGAGAGAGCACGGUGGCCAUGGACAAGGGGGGCGUGCUGAGGCUGUCAGCUGAAUACUGCUCAGAAAAUGAAAGGCUGCGGAUCCGUCUGAUCAGCGCAGAGGGUUUAUAUGAUGACUCUGUAGAGCCCAAGAACAUAAACUGCUGCAUUACCCUCUCCCUGGUGCCAGGGAAAACACAGAAACAGAGAAGCACUGUUAUAAAGAGAAGCAGGAAUCCCAUCUUCAAUGAGGACUUCUUUUUUGAUGGCAUUGCAGAAGAAGAGCUCCUCAUCCGCUCUCUGAGGAUGAAAGCAACAAAUAAAGGGUGCAGCAUGAAACGGGAUUACACCUUAGGUGAACAGGAAUUGUCUUUAAUGAGUAUGUUGUCCUUGUAAUACUUCAAACAGACUGAUUUUGUAUUCUGAAAGUUUUCUACUAAAUAAAGUUUUGGUUCCUUUUUCUUAUAGAAUACUUGAAA